AUGUCGUUCCUCCGCAGCAGCAUUACACCUUCGCUCCGCGCUUCUCUGCGCACUGCCUCGAUUCAGCGUGUGGCUAUGCGCUCGAUCGCCUCUACGCCCCUGCGCUUCUCUGAGCACCACGCCCCUAUCAUCCAGGGUGAGGGUACGAAGCCUGGUACCAUGGGUACCGACGAGAGCCAGAGCACUGGUCUGGAGCGUUUCGAACUGAUGGGUCGUCUCCAGGGUGUUGAUGUGUUCGACAUGUCGCCACUGGAUGCCUCGCGUCCUGGCACCAUGAAGAACCCCAUCAAGGUUCAGAGCAUGGCCAAGGAACAGAUCGUUGGUAGCACGGGUUUCCCUGCCGAGUCGCACGAAACUGUUUGGCUGAAGCUGACCGUUGAUCAGCCCAUUGCGCGCUGCCCCAUGAGUGGUAACGUGUACCAGCUCGAGUACAUUGGCCCUCAGGAUGACCACCACCACUAA
Messenger RNA from Malassezia restricta, 462 nucleotides. RefSeq names its product cytochrome c oxidase subunit 5b. Gene Ontology annotation, cellular component: mitochondrial envelope. Bases 1 to 462 code for a protein of 153 amino acids. Gene Ontology annotation, biological process: mitochondrial electron transport, cytochrome c to oxygen. NCBI's taxonomy places the organism in Eukaryota, Fungi, Basidiomycota, Malasseziomycetes, Malasseziales, Malasseziaceae. The record is from RefSeq and is a predicted model, not a curated record. The transcript has 3 exons.